AUGGAUUAUAUAAGGGAUGCAACAACAAAGCCGGAGUAUCUAAGUGAGGAGGAGUACAAGCAUUGGAAAGUUGUCUGGGAUAGACCUACAUUUAAGAAGAAACAAGAGAUAAAUUCUAAAAAUCGACGUAGUAUUGCUGGGCCAUCAUGUCAUACAGGAGGGUCAAUAUCUAAUGUUGAGCAUGGGAAGAAGCUUGAAUCUAAAUUGGGUCGAAAAGCCACUCCACAUGAGCUUUUUUUGCAUACUCAUACUAAAAAACAUGAUGGGGAAACUUUUGUAGAUCUCAAGUCAAAAACAAUCAAUGAUAAGAUGUUGACCUUGAAACAACAUGCAAUUUCUAUAGAAUCUGCAUCAACAAACUCAGGACCUACUCCAGUAGAUGAAUUGGCCCUUUAUAUUGAAGCUGUUGGUGGAGAGAAGAAAAGAAGAGUCUAUGGUCUUGGUUCUCAAGCAUCUUCCUAUUAUGGAUGCUCUAAUUCAAAUGUCAAUAACUCAACUGCAACAUCUACUAUGCAAAAUAAUGAAGAUUUACAAAAUGAGUUAGCAUCUGUCCGUAAUCAACUACAAAUCCAAGAAGAGCGGCAUCAACAAGAGCGUCAAGAAACUCAACAAGAGCUUCAACAAACUCGACAAGAGGUGGCUGAAAUGAGGAGGAUGUUACAAUUACUUAUAUCUCAAAAUCAAGCACCUUCUCAAAUAAAUCAAUCAGGUCAUGAUGAAGAUGUUGAUCCUACUCCACCAACUUAGUAGUUAAUGUUCUUAUCUUGUGACAUAUUUCUCGUAUUUGUUACUUGCUUGUGAUA
Dioscorea cayenensis subsp. rotundata (Guinea yam) is the source of this 803-nucleotide messenger RNA. Its product is annotated as probable serine/threonine-protein kinase DDB_G0286481. The record is from RefSeq and is a predicted model, not a curated record. Bases 1 to 747 code for a protein of 248 amino acids. NCBI's taxonomy places the organism in Eukaryota, Viridiplantae, Streptophyta, Magnoliopsida, Dioscoreales, Dioscoreaceae. The transcript has 4 exons.